UACAUGUUUGAAACGGAAUAAAAUGACCUGUACAUGGUUUCUGUACUAUGUAUGUGCGACAUUGCCCCUGGAUGUUAAAGCUAUACAUGCAUCCGGAGGACUUUGUGGGAUUGAAAACGGAGCCAUCGAUUGUUGUACAGGAUUCCAUUUGGACAUGGUAAAACAGAUGUGUAUACCAUGUAAUGUUGGUUACUCUGGUAAAAACUGUGACACCAAGUGUGUCUUCCCUUCAUUUGGAAAAGACUGUAAGUCAACAUGCAACUGUAAAGAGAUAAACUGUGACCAUGCAGAAGGCUGUAAAAAUUCAGCAGGGAAAACUCUUUCAAACAUCUGUGAUGGGUAUGUGCUUUGCUUUCAUAUUAUACGUUUGUUGUUGUUGUCAGAAAAUCUGCUAGAAACAGAUUUUCUGAAAGUCAAUAUUUUCAAGCUAAUAAUUCUUGUAAAUCCUCGAUGUAGUGUAAACGGAAAGUUUUGUUGCUUCGGAUUCCAAUGGGACGGAGUAAAACAGAGUUGUAUACCUUGUGAAGCGGGUUACAGUGGAUAUAACUGUACAAUCAAGUGUGUAUACCCAUUGUACGGACAGGGAUGUCAGUCAAAAUGUAAAUGUACAAAGGAAGACUGCAAUUCUAUGUACGGCUGUAUAAACCAUACAGAAAACAUCUGUAUUGGAACAAACGGAAUUGAAUGCUGUCAGGGAUCCAAGUGGAAUAACGAAGAGACAAGAUGUAUCCCUUGUGUUAAGGGUUUCACUGGACACAACUGUAAUGUCAUUUGUCCUUUCCCUGCUUACGGUCUGGACUGCCAAUCAAUAUGUAAUUGUACAGAGAAAUCCUGUGAUCCUGGAGACGGGUGUAUAGGACAUACAACCGAAAAUGAAACCCAUAUUCCAAAUAACUCCACAUCAGCUGUUAACUGGAACAAUUACCAAAACGUAUCAACAGAUGGGAAGCAGCCAAUGUUAAUAAUAGGAAUCGGUGUUCUUGCAGCAGUGGCUUUAUUCAUUGUAACUGUUAUAUUCUAUACCUACCGACUGGAAAACGUCAAUAAAGAAACCGGGUCCAACAUUUAUUUUAGCGUUAAAUAGCGUUAGAUAGCAAGAGGUGUUUUGAAAAUGUGUAACAAAGCAACUAAAUAAAAUAUAUUGUU
Messenger RNA from Magallana angulata, 1146 nucleotides. RefSeq names its product multiple epidermal growth factor-like domains protein 10. Gene Ontology annotation, molecular function: scavenger receptor activity. The transcript is spliced from 7 exons. Lineage: Eukaryota; Metazoa; Mollusca; Bivalvia; Ostreida; Ostreidae. The record is from RefSeq and is a predicted model, not a curated record. The coding region runs from base 23 to 1084 and encodes 353 amino acids.